AUGGCGGAGGCUUCAUCUCAGGGACCCGCUCUCUUUUCUCCGGUGAAGAUGGGCAAGUUCAAUCUCUCUCACAGGGUGGUGCUUGCGCCGAUGACGAGGUGCCGAGCGUUGAACGGCUUGCCGCAGCCUGCGCUGGCCGAGUACUACACUCAAAGGUCAACCAACGGCGGCUUUCUGAUCACCGAAGGCACUUUGGUCUCCGACACUAGCGCCGGGUUUCCACAUGUUCCUGGGAUUUACAAUGAUGAACAGGUGGAGGCAUGGAAGAAGGUGGUGGAUGCCGUUCACGCCAAAGGUGCUAUUAUUUUCUGUCAACUUUGGCAUGUAGGUCGUGCUUCUCAUGAAGUUUACCAACCUGGUGGGGGUUCACCAAUAUCUUCAACCAACGUUCCCAUUUCGAGGAGGUGGAGAAUUCUAUUACCGGAUGCGUCUCAUGCCACUUACCCUAAGCCUAGACGCUUAGAAACCCCUGAAAUCCUCCAAGUGGUGGAGCAUUAUCGACAGGCUGCCUUGAAUGCCAUUAGAGCAGGUUUUGAUGGAAUUGAGAUUCAUGGGGCACAUGGCUACCUCAUUGAUCAAUUCUUGAAAGAUGGGAUCAAUGAUCGAACAGAUGAGUACGGCGGAUCACUUGCAAACCGUUGCAAAUUCUUGCUUCAGGUGGUUCAAGCAGUAGUUGGAGCCGUAGGUGCUGAUAGGGUUGGUGUCAGAAUCUCACCAGCCAUUGAUCACCUUGAUGCAGUUGACUCUGCUCCACUUACCCUAGGCCUUGGAGUGAUUGAAAGGCUCAACAAGCUUCAACAAGACUGGGGCUCAAAACUCACUUAUCUCCAUGUUACUCAGCCCCGUUAUGCAGCAUAUGGCCAAACCGAAUCUGGCAAACCUGGCAGUGAUGAAGAGGAAGCUGUGUUUAUGAGGACUUUAAGAAAUGCUUAUCACGGUACGUUUGUUGCUAGUGGUGGGUACACUAGGGAGCUUGGAAUUCAUGCUGUGGCUUCUGGGGAUGCUGAUUUAGUGUCUUAUGGUCGCCUUUUUAUCUCGAACCCUGACUUGGUUUUGAGAUUGAAGCUUAAUGCACCUUUGACCAAGUAUAACAGGAAGACUUUCUACACGCAAGACCCUGUUGUUGGGUACACAGACUACCCUUUUCUGAGCAAUGCAAGUGGGAAAGAGGAACCACUCUCCCGCCUCUGA
Molecule: messenger RNA, 1191 nt
Organism: Prunus armeniaca (apricot)
Lineage: Eukaryota; Viridiplantae; Streptophyta; Magnoliopsida; Rosales; Rosaceae
Source: the annotation of a GenBank genome assembly